Molecule: messenger RNA, 1008 nt
Organism: Triticum turgidum subsp. durum (durum wheat)
Lineage: Eukaryota; Viridiplantae; Streptophyta; Magnoliopsida; Poales; Poaceae
Source: the annotation of a GenBank genome assembly
AUGAAUAUGGAGGUCAUUAAGCUCGAUACUGAUUCUGAUAUCGAACUAUCGGGUGUGUUGACCGACGAGCAAGGGAGAGUUCAAGCACUAUGGGCAAGUAUUUCCAGCCAGCUCUUUGGUUGUGGCAAAGAAGGGGGCCAUCAAUUUGUUGUAGGUAUACCAAUAUACCUGAUAAGUCAAGUCCUUGAGAAGAUAAUCUCUGGUGCUCCUGGACCAUCUCGUCUUAUCAAUGGAAUUAGGAGACCAAUGCCAUUUGUCAGACUUCUGGAGGUGGAGAUUUAUCCAACUUUGCUCGCAGAGGCAAGUAGUUAUGGAUUGAGCGAUAGAUGGGUGCAGGCUCUAGCUAGGAAGGACCCUGAGCGAAGACAAGUAUUGCAAGUUAUAGGUUGCUUUGCUGGAUCGAAAGCGGAAACUCUUCUUGAAGGGGAUAUGAUUCUUGCUAUCGAUAAGAAGCCUAUUACAUGCUUCCUUGACAUUGAGAAUGCUUGCCAAAAGCUGGACCAUUCGGUUGGUUCAGAUGGAAUGCUUAACAUGACAAUAUUUCGCCAGGGAAAAGAAAUAGACCUUAUCGUUGGAACAGAUGUAAGAGACGGUAAUGGUACAACACGUAUGGUGAACUGGUGUGGAUGCAUAGUUCAGAAUCCUCAUUCGGCUGUACGUGCACUUGGUUUCUUGCCAAAGGAAGGCCAUGGAGUUUACGUUUCUAGAGGUUAUGCUGGAAGUCCCAUCCAUAGAUAUGGUCUCUACCCUCUCCAGUGGAUAGUUGAGGUUAACGGGCAACCAACUCCAGAUCUGGAAUCCUUCAUAGAGACGGUGAAGGGAUUGGAAGACGGUGAAUUUUGUAGGGUGAGGACCGUGAAGUUGAAUGGAAUAUCUUGCGUCCUUGCUCUCAAACAGGACCUUCACUACUGGCCAACCUGGGAGCUCAACUUUGAGCCGGAGACUGCAACAUGGCAGAGGAGGACAAUAAAAACAUUGCAACGUGUGAUCCAUUCUAUUGGUAACUAG